Molecule: messenger RNA, 234 nt
Organism: Dentiscutata erythropus
Lineage: Eukaryota; Fungi; Glomeromycota; Glomeromycetes; Diversisporales; Gigasporaceae
Source: the annotation of a GenBank genome assembly
AUUAAUUCUAAAAUGUCAGCAACCAACAAAACCGAUAUAAUUCAACUUCCCUCUUCCUCUACCACUACUCAUCAACCUUCACAAUCACAACCAUCGAUUAAACCAUGUUGUGCAUGUCCAGAUACAAAAAAAGCUCGUGAUGAAUGUAUAUUUCAAACCGGAGACGAAGAAAAAUGCCGAAAUUUAAUUGAAGCUCAUAAAGCUUGUAUGCGUAGUUAUGGAUUUGAUGUUUGA